Urocitellus parryii (Arctic ground squirrel) is the source of this 3005-nucleotide messenger RNA. RefSeq names its product caveolae associated protein 4 (gene Cavin4). NCBI's taxonomy places the organism in Eukaryota, Metazoa, Chordata, Mammalia, Rodentia, Sciuridae. Gene Ontology annotation, cellular component: cytoplasm; caveola. Gene Ontology annotation, biological process: regulation of gene expression. The record is from RefSeq and is a predicted model, not a curated record.
UCCGUUCUCCAGGGGUGGGGUUUCCAGCCCUUUCAGCAAUUCCGUUGCCUGUUAUUGAGCUGGCUUUGUGCUCCAGGUGUCUGAAUUGAUUGCAGUAGGACAUCUUUCACUAAGAAAUAAAUAAAAUGGAACAGAAUGGGUCUGCUUCAAAUGCUGAUAAAAUCCCCCAGAAUCGCCUGUCGAGUAUUACCGAGGAUGAAGACCAAGAUGCUGCUCUUACCAUUGUCACUGUGCUGGACAAGGUAGCCACCAUUGUGGACACUGUGCAGGCAAGCCAGAAGAGAAUAGAAGAGAGACACAGGGAGAUGGAAAAUGCCAUAAAAUCUGUUCAGAUUGACCUGUUGAAGCUUUCACAGUCACAUAGCAAUACAGGCUAUGUCAUUAACAAGCUGUUUGAGAAAACACGAAAAGUCAGUGCUCACAUUAAAGAUGUGAAGGCCCGGGUGGAGAAGCAGCAAGUUCAUGUGACAAAAGUUGAAACCAAGCAAGAGGAAAUAAUGAAGAAAAAUAAAUUCCGUGUGGUGAUAUUCCAGGAAGAGAUUCGGUGUCCAACAUCUCUGUCUAUUGUUAAAGACAGAAACCUAACUGAGAAUCAGGAGGAGGAAGAUGAAGCCUUUGAUCCCCCAAUAGAUCUCUCUUCGGAUGAAGAAUAUUAUGUUGAAGAAAGCAGAUCUGCCAGGCUUAGAAAGUCAGGCAAGGAGCGCAUUGAUAACAUCAAAAAGGCAUUUUCCAAAGAAAACAUGCAGAAGACACGGCAGAAUUUUGACAAGAAAGUGAACAGAAUUAGAACUAGAAUAGUGACUCCAGAGAGGCGAGAAAGGUUAAGGCAGUCGGGGGAGAGGUUGAGGCAGUCAGGGGAGAGGCUGAAACAGUCAGGGGAGAGAUUUAAGAAGUCUAUUUCUAAUGCUGCUCCCUCAAAGGAAGCUUUUAAGAUGCGUAGCCUGAGGAAAGCAAAGGACCCCACAGUGACCCAAGGUCUGGAUGGGGACAGGGAGAUGGGUGUGGAUAUCAUUGCAGGGAGCCCAUCUCUGGGCCCUAUCCAUGAGCUGCMCACUGAUGAGCCCAGUGACACAGAACAGGAGGCCACCAGGGUGGGGUAUGCUCCCCGAGAAGGGGGGGACGUCCCAACCCCAGAGCCUUUAAAGGUUACUUUUAAACCUCAAGUGAGAGUGGAGGAUGAUGAGUCUCUUUUGUUAGAUUUAAAGCAGUCUUCAUAAAGAGGAAUUCAGAGUCAGUCUACAUCUCCUUAAUCAUGCAUUUUUAGUUUGAAUAGUCAUUUAUUUUUAUGCUGUGUAGGAAAAAAAAUGGUAGGGCUAUUUCAUUUCUUAUGUUUAAAAUCUUGAAGAUCAUAUGAAUGUUGCAUACUUUUGUUUGUAACUUCCUUGGGAAUUCUGUUUCCCCUGAGCCUGUAUGAUUCCUGCAGCUUUUUCUCUUACAUCAUUCUUUCUUGUGGCAGCUGUGGCUUUUUAAGUUUAACCUUUCUCUUGGAUAUCAGGAAAGUGGUUGCCUAACUCAGGCCAGGUAGAUGUUUGGGCAUCCAAAAUAAUGAAGGACAAAUUUGUGCCCAUCAUUUCCUAGUGAAUUCUAAAUUUUGGUCUAGAUUAAUGUUGUAGCCAAUCUCAAAGGGGAGACUAUAACUAAUCCAGAUGUUUGAAUCAACAGGUUAUUUUGUAAGUAAAGAGUCACACCCCUUUUUGAAGCUUUUGGGUUAAAAAAAAAUUGAAGUUCUGAACUUGAACGUUUGGUUUUAGUGUCAUAGCUUUAUUAAUGGUGAGACACCUGGUGAGUCAUCUGCUGAAUCUCAUUGAUAGACAUGGAAAGGGUUUGUCUGUCCUACUCUUCUCAGAGGGCUGUUGUGAGGUCAGGGGAAAUGUUACACAAUCUAGGGGAACAAGAAGCACAUCCAGAGAAACAGAAACCACACUCUUCCCUCAAAACCAGAAUCAAAUACUUAGACCUUCUGAAGAAGCCCUGAGCACCAGGCACUGCAGGCCUCGGUUGGACAGAAAGUAAAGUUGGUCUUCAGGAGUCUUCACAGAAUCAAGAGUGAAAAAUAAAUGACCAUUUUUUUUUUUUUUCACCAAAGACUAAAACCAAACUUUGGGUUUUUAGGUGGGUCUUAUAAUGUUCCCCGGAAAAUCCUUUUCUAAUAUUUUUUUGGAUUUAGAUCUGUGGUGGACUAUAGCAGCACCCCCACCACCCCUGUUCUGGGAUCCAACCCAGAGCACUCACGUACGCCAGGCAAGUGCUGUACCAUGGAACCACAUUCCCAGCUCAUACAGCAACUUUGGUAUGAAGAGCAUGAGAUGUAAGAAUGUGGCUCUGUUGUCAAGUGGCCUUUCUAAAGUCAGCUGUGAUGCAGUGGAUUUGGAAAUGACCUCCAAGAUUUCUGUUUCCCAGAGUGAGCCCUUCAGGGCCUACCUGUCUAAAACGUGUUUACAGGUGUUCAUCAUAGCUGCUUUGGGGAAACCAGAUUCCACUUAGCUGUUAGCUUUAGAGCUGUGUAGUCAGGAAGUUAGCUGUUUUUUGCUAAAGAAAGAAAGGGUCAUCUGGUUCUGUACUUACAGCAUUUUAAAACUUCUGCUUUUUUUUUUGUUAUGAAAGAAAUGAUGAAAUUGUUAGAAUUUGAAGAGUUUGACAAUAAUUGGCUAUACUAAUUUUCCUCACUCAGAUCAGUUUUGGAUAAUCAUGUAGAGUUAAAAAUAAUAAACAUAGACAUGUACACACAGGCACACACGAAUCAGCUUUAAAAUAUUUGACUCAGUUACCCAGAUGUUUGAGUUUGGGAGUUUGAUUCAGCAUGAUUUCUCUUCAUUCUGCCUGAAUACAUAAAAUCAUAAAUUGUUCAUCUCAUUAUCUUUUUAUAUUGAAAACUAAAGUGUAUACAACAUUGAAUAAAACUUUGAAAGAAUAAAUCUGAAAACAUUUUUAUUACAGCUUAAAAGGAGCUUGGAUGCCUUAAUCAUACAUUUUCUUAAGAACCAUAAUAAAUUUGAAUUUAAAAA